Molecule: messenger RNA, 2404 nt
Organism: Callorhinchus milii (elephant shark)
Lineage: Eukaryota; Metazoa; Chordata; Chondrichthyes; Chimaeriformes; Callorhinchidae
Gene: gmcl1
Product: germ cell-less, spermatogenesis associated
Exons: 14
Coding region: 42-1508 (488 amino acids)
Biological process (GO): germ cell development
Molecular function (GO): protein binding
Source: RefSeq, a predicted model, not a curated record
CGAGGGGGUGAGGAGGGGGAGGGCGAGGGGGAGGGAGGGGGAUGGGCUCUCUGGGCAGCCGGUUGAGUCUGCCCCGAGCACCCGUGUGCGAGUGUGAGCGGAGGAAGAGGAAGCGUGAGCAGGAGUGCGAGUGCUCGGAGAGCGAGGCCGAGGAGCUGAGCGUCCCACGCAGAAAGAAGCUGAAGAGCACAUCCAAGUACAUUUACCAGACCCUUUUCCUCGCCGGAGAGAACAGCGACAUCACCAUUUGCGCUCUGGGACAGGAAUGGAACCUACACAAGAUCUACCUGUGUCAGUCUGGUUACUUUUCAAGUAUGUUCAGUGGAUCGUGGAAGGAGUCCAAUAUGAACUACAUAGAGCUGGAGAUCCCAGAUCAGAACAUCGACACUGAAGCACUGCAGGUGGCUUUCGGCUCCUUGUACCGGGACGACGUGCUGAUCCAGCCCAGUCGGGUGGUGACUAUCCUGGCAGCGGCCUGCAUGCUUCAGCUGGAUGGUUUGAUUCUACAAUGCGGAGAGACCAUGAAGGAGACAAUCAGUUCAAAAACAGUCUGUGGCUUCUACACAGCAGCCGGUACCUAUGGGCUGGAUUCAGUCAAGCAAAAAUGCCUUGAAUGGCUUCUGAACAACUUAAUGACUCACCAAAGCGUCGAACUCUUAAAGGAACUGAGCAUAGGCUUAAUGGAGAAGCUGAUCAGUUCCCCAGACUUGUUUGUGAUGCAAGUCGAGAUGGAUGUGUACACGGCUCUGAAGAAGUGGAUGUUCCUGCAGCUUGUGCCAUCCUGGAAUGGGUCUCUGAAGCAGCUGUUGACAGAUGCAGAUGCCUGGUUCACCAAAUGCAGGAAGGACACCUACAGCUGUGGCAGUUUCCUGGACACAGAACAAGGGCAGCCCUACGCUACGGUCUUCAAGCAUAUUCGAUUGCAGUACGUCAUCAAUGAUCUGACCUCUGCUAAAAUCAUUGAACGGGACAGGAUUAUUUGCUCAGAUUGGCUGUGUUCGGUGUACAAACAACAGUGGUUUGCGAUGCUGAGGACAGAACAGGACAAUGACUUGGGCCCGAAGGAAAUCAACAAGGAGGAUUUCGAAAUGCACAGCAUGCGGUGUGGGAGGAAGCUGGGCAAGGACGGAGAUUAUUGCUGGCGUUGGACAGGCUUCAGCUUUGGGUUUGACCUGCUGGUGACUUAUACCAAUCGCUUUAUCAUAUUCAAGAGGAACACGCUCAGCCAGCCCUGCAACGGAGCAGUCAGCUUACUGCCCCACAGAAACAUCGCCUACAGAUUAAGACUGGCAUCUUUUGACAGCAAUGGGAAAGUCGUCUGUAGUCGGACAGCUGGUUACCAGGUUCUGUCAUUGGAGAAAGAUCAGGAACAGAUCGUGUUGAAUCUGGACAGCAGACUCCUUAUCUUCCCGCUCUACAUCUGCUGCAACUUCCUGUACACAUCGCCAGGAGCCAAACCCGAGAGCGGAGACGAGACGGUUAACCCCGAAAACUCCGGGCUGGCCUGAGAGCAAGAGAGAGGGAGGGAGGGAGGGAGGAGAGAGAGCGCAGGCCCACUCUUCAGACUCCCCAACCAACAGCAACAGGAAAGCCUCUGCAUUUAUUGUAGGAGACAUUUGAGGUCUUGUUCGUUCACCGCAGUGGCUCCAGAGAGCAAUUGUUCCCAAGGGAAACGAAGAAGCUCUGCACGGACUGUGUGUGUUGUUUAUUUUGUUUUCCCCCCUUUGUAUAGUUUGUUUUUUAAAAGCAGAAGUGCCUCAGCCCGGGAUUGGGAGCUGCUCCGUAUGGAGUUCACCCUGAAGCCCGACUUACACUCGAGGGAUGUUACCGUUAGUUUGGCCGGAGAUGCCUUGAAACAAACUUGUAUUGUCUGCCGUGUUGGACUACAGUGCAGUCCGUCAGAACGUUUCCAGAACUCGUGCCUCCAGCUAUCAGACUACCACCUUCGCACGGCGACACCGACAGACCUUCUUUGUGGGUUAUUAGAGAGUGUGAACCGCGAAGCGCUUUGAGACCUCUCGAAGACGUGACAAGGCACUGCAUCAAAUGCAAGGAUUAUUAUAUUCCGAAUACACUAAAAUACACGAAUGGAGAGUUUUCCCGUUAAUCCAUGCCAGUUUAGCAAUCUCCGACAAGCACACAGGCCCCAAAUUCCUUACGGUCUUCGUCUUGAGGUUGAAACACGAUCUUAGAUAUUGUGCGUUGGAUUAUUAAAUGUCUGUAUUUUUGACAGUCGGUUUUCCUGCGGCUCUUUCGAAGAACUACGUGAUUUUAAAUCUUACUCUGAUGGGCUUCAGGUGAGGUGUCAGUCGGCCCGGCUCAGCGCACUUACCUUGCAGUCAGAAGCUUGCGCAUUCAGCCACCCUUUGGAACUCCAUCCCACACUCCCUUCGCCUUACCCCCC